This is a messenger RNA of Bactrocera neohumeralis, 969 nucleotides long. RefSeq names its product cyclin-dependent kinase 2 homolog. The record is from RefSeq and is a predicted model, not a curated record. Gene Ontology annotation, molecular function: cyclin-dependent protein serine/threonine kinase activity; ATP binding. The transcript has a single exon. Lineage: Eukaryota; Metazoa; Arthropoda; Insecta; Diptera; Tephritidae. Gene Ontology annotation, biological process: protein phosphorylation. The coding region runs from base 1 to 969 and encodes 322 amino acids. Gene Ontology annotation, cellular component: cytoplasm; nucleus.
AUGCUAAAAAAGCGAAGUUCGCAGGCGCCGCGGGUACAGGGGUUAGGCCCCCGCCGCGACGUGACGGUCGAGGGCGGGAAAGGCACCAGCGGGGAAAAGGAAGAAGACAAGUUCGCCGGCGAUGACUACUACCUGAAAGUAGCGGACUUUGGUCUGUCACGGGUCGAGGGGAUCCCGGUGAAAAAGUACGUGCACGAGGCCGUCACGUUGUGGUAUCGCAGCCCCGACGUCCUCCUGGGCAACACAAACUAUUCCUAUUCGGUGGACGCCUGGUCACUGGGCUGCAUCAUUGUCGAGAUUAUGUCAGGGGCCGCCCCGUUUCGAGGGAAGGACGAGAGCGAUCAGCUAAAGCGCAUCCUCUCCCGCUUAGGCGGCCCAACGCGCAGUGACCCGCCCGGGAUGAUGGCGUACCCCCACAGCGAAACCUACGAGGCCGUCCUCGAAUCCAUGGUGCUCUAUCACGAGAAGGAGAAGGAGAAUGGCACCUUCACGGCGAAGGAGGCGCAGGAGCUGAAGCACUUGCUGGAGCGGGUCCCGCUGGGUGCUCCGCCGCCGUCCUCGACACAGGCGACGCCUCGACCAGGUCGCUGCCAACAAAGCGCGACUUCGCCAGCUGCUGGAGAACAGGCGGAGGGAUGGACGUUCUGGGCGAGGAGGCCGACAUGGUGGCGCGACUGCUCAUUGUGGACCCGGAAGAAGCGCCUCAGCGUCCUCGAGGCGGUGCAGCACCCCUUCAUGCGCCUGCCUCGCCGGAAGAAUUCGACGAAGAGCACGAGGUUGCCGGCGACGGGACCUGUCAGAGACGUACGCCGUCCCGCUAGCCGGCGAGGAUGGCAGCGGCGCGCGUACGGCGCCCCGCCCCCGGCGGGCCAGUCUGGUCCACGGGAGGUUGCGGGUGCACACCGGCGGCAUCAGCAGAGCCUUUAUCCAACCAACGGAACAACGGCGGCCGGGGAGAGAAGACGCUGA